UUCAUUGGAAUUCUGAGGUUAAAACAAUUUAAGAUAUAUUUUGAUGUAAUACCGGUAAUAGAUGUUUUUUACAUAAUAUUUGUAUAAAUAAAUUAUUAUGUCGGGAAGACGUUUUUUGGAUUCAAAGAGACCGAAAGAGAUUGGCAAUUUAUAUAUUGGAUGUAACAAUGUUAAUAUCAACAACAGAGGAAAAUCGACAGAGUUCCAAGCCAAAAGACAAGGAACUGACAUUGCAGAAAAUGUUUUCAUUGGAUGCCACAAUGUGAAGAAAGAUGACAGAGAAGCAACAUGCAAAGUUCAAGGUUGCACUACCGGUUCUGCGUCCAUGGAUGUAUUUGAAGGAUGUAGUGGUGUAACGAUACAACACAAAAAUACUAUUAAAGAAGUUGUUGGAGGAGGCAUACCUGGCACCGAAACAUCUAUCGUAACUGCACGAAAUACAAAGAAUUUCAAUCUAUCUUCAAGUGACAGUAAUAUGACUCUGAGAACAGCGGGUUUAGAAGGUUCAAGUGCAAGUUUUGUAGUUCUUGAUAGAGUGGAGGGUGGAACACUGGAUUUUACUUCUGAUUCUUCCGCAGACACCAACCGAACUAAAUAGCAACGUCUAACCUUUUUGAAACUUUAAUUUGUAAUUCAAAUAUGCAAAGGUAUUAAUAUAAACCGCGAAAAACUUCAACACUGGCAAAUACAGUAAGCAUUUUUGCUUUCUGAAGUCAUCAACUUCCGCGAAAAAAGUUCGAAUUAAAUGUGCCUAAGACAAUAUUUCCUGCAAAAUAUACUUCAUUGUUUACUAUAUUAUUUGAUACCUAAAGGGUGUCCAUAAAGUCCCUUUCAAUUUCAAUUUUGUUAUGAAGGCAGUUCUACAUAUAUCUUGAACAGGUUUGUUGUAUCUUAAUUAAUCAGUAAUUGUUUAGGUUCUUUUUUACUUCAUUUAUUUAUCUGUGAGGGUCAAAACAAUAUAUGGUAUCGAUAAAUUCCAUUUUUAAAUACUUUUAAGACUUUAUGGACACCCUGUAAAAUAUAACUAUUAUUUGGUAGUUUACUUACAAAAUUAAUUCUCAUAGUAGCCUAUGAGCGUUUAAACAGAUCAACAUCCACAAGUAAUUGUUUGGUAUUAGGUUGUAAAACUACACUAAUAGCAAAUGAUUUUUGAUGUACCGGUAGGUAUAUUAUGGAGCUUUAAAUUACAUUUUGGUAUUUUCCUAACUGUACUUUUCUGUUUCUCAGUCUUAAAUUAGCAUAUAUCACAUUAUGUAUUAUGUCAAACUUCUUUGAACAUCGCUGUAUUUUUACAAAAAUGUUAAAAUAUUUUUUAUUUGUAUCAUCAUUAAAAACUGCACCAAUAUAUCGACCUAUAACAAAAAAGUUUUGCUUCAUAUUCACAAAAAAAUUUCCGGAAUGUUGAUGUAGAUUCUUGCCAUUCACAGAAUUAUAUAUUUGACUAAUCUUUCAUUUUAGCCACACGGAGGACAUGUGUAAAGUUGGAGAGAUAAGAUAAUGUUUUCAUCUUUUAAUAUUUUUUUUAGUUCACUGCUCUUACCAUACUGUGAUUUUGUUGCAUAAUAUUUUUAUGAUUUGAUGUUCCUUGAUCUAAUAGCAAGUUAAACAGAGGUUUAUUGAAUUUUUAUGUCGUAUUUAUCGCUCCAGUUCUUAGUAAAUUUUACCAUAAAGGAUUUGGAUUCAUGAACAAAAUAGAGCUACAUUAACUUGUUGAUUCAUAAUAAGAAGGGGAGAAAGCAUUUAUAUUCAGUAUGUGUGUUUGCUCUGGUAUUCAAUUUUAUUACCAAAGAUGAUAAAAAAAAGCAGAACCGUAUCGGUGACUUGUCACGAUAUGUUCACGUUUCACUUGCUACGCUCGUAUUCAGCGAAUGAAAUUUCUCUUGUUUUCUAAACCUUUUUGUCACGCACUUUGUGAAACAAUAAUAUCAGAUUGCUCAGGGGUAUGUAUAAAUAUCUAUAUUGUUCAUAUUUUUA
Molecule: messenger RNA, 1974 nt
Organism: Styela clava
Lineage: Eukaryota; Metazoa; Chordata; Ascidiacea; Stolidobranchia; Styelidae
Source: RefSeq, a predicted model, not a curated record